CGCAGAAGAGAGAGACGCCAGAUCCCCUCUACAGAUUUGUUUUCUUUCUUUUCUGUUUUUUCUUUUUAUUUUUGUUGUUUCCUUUGACGCUAAUAUGAAUGAAAUCGAAUACAUUGUGGUUUCCUAUAAGUGUAUAGCCUAUUAUGUUAAUUGUCUUGUUGAGUGACGCUGUUAACGAUCGCGAAUGAAGGACAAAUGUGGAAUAUUUUCCCCGGAUGCCGUAUAUUUCCAGUCUGCAGAUCUGGUCCUAUGGUCCAGUAUCACACAGUGAUCACAGUUCACACCUGCAGUGAAGCUCCUCACACAACAAUUCACCAAUAAAUACUGGGAAUAUUCACAUCAUCCUACAAGAGAAGGACAAACUCCAUGUGUAGCAGCUGAAAUCUGUGUGACUGUUAAAGAUGGAGUUUAUUAAAGAGGAGAUUGAAGACAUGAGUGAUCCAAACCAUCCAGAAUAAAACAUGAAGAAACUGAGGAACAAAUAGACCAGAUGGAAGUGAAGGAGCAAAGACACACAUUAAAUGAAGUAAAGAAACAUUCUGAUUUCAAAGCUCAAGGAACUAAAGCCCAAAAGUUGCACACCUGCUUACAGUGUGGAAAGAGUUUCCAAAAUAAAGGAACCCUUAAGACACAUAUAAGAAUUCACACUGGAAAGAAAUAUACAUGCACUCAGUGUGGAAAGAAUUUCACAAAUAAAGGAAACCUUAAUGUACACAUGAGAAUUCACACUGGAGAAAAACCGUAUAUAUGCGCUCAGUGUGGAAAGAGUUUUUCUCAAGCAUCAGGUCUCAGUUAUCAUCUGCUCCGUUACUCUAGAGAAAAACCAUUUAAGUGUGAUCAGUGUGGUAAAGAUUUUAAUUGGUCAGCAAAUCUAAAAAAACACCUCAAAGUUCAUUCAGGUGAGAGGCCUUAUGUGUGUUCUCUCUGUGGAAAGACUUUUUCACGACUGGACAGUUUGAAACAGCACCAGAAAAUACAUAAUGAAGUGAAAGAUCAUGUAUGUUCUGAGUGUGGGAAGAGCUUUACUACAACUGGUGAUCUGAAGCUGCACCAAAGAAUUCAUACUGGAGAAAGACCUUACAAGUGCUCAUUUUGUGACAAGAGUUUCAGUCAUUCUAGAAACCUAAAAAUGCAUGAGCAAGUUCAUACUGGAGAAAGACCUCACAAGUGCUCAUAUUGUGACAAGAGUUUCACUCAGUCUGGAAACCUGGAAUCUCAUGAGCGAGUUCAUACUGGAGAGAAGCCGUACCACUGUACCCAGUGUGGAGAGUGUUUCAAAGAUGCAACAGGUUUAAAAAAUCAUCUGUUUAUUCACUCUGGAGAAAAGCCGUUCAAGUGUGAACAGUGUGGUAAAGAUUUUAAUUGGUCAUCAAAUCUAAAAAGACACCUCAAAGUUCAUUCAGAUGAGAGGCCUUAUGUGUGUUCUCUCUGUGGAAAGAGUUUUUUAUGGCAAAAGAGUUUUAAACUGCACCAGAAAACACAUGAUGAAGUGAGAGAUCAUGUGUGUUUGGACUGUGGGAAAAGCUUUACUACAAUUGACAUUCUGAAACAACACCAAAGAAUUCAUUCUGGAGAAAGACCUUACAAGUGCUCAUAUUGUGACAAGAGAUUCACUCAGUCUGGACACCUGAAAUCACAUGAGCGAGUUCAUACUGGAGAGAAGCCGUACCACUGUACCCAGUGUGAGAAGAGUUUUAAACGUUUAUCAAGCCUUCACAUUCAUAAUGAAAUAUGUAGGUGAACAACAUUGUUUUCAUGUCAAACAGUAAAUACUGUGAGAUAAACUAUUGAGUUUUUCCACUCAACAGUCAACAUACACUUACAGUGUAAAUAAAGCUUUUAUUUUCUGUCAGGAUUGAUUGUGUGCUACAUAGAUCUACAAUAAGAUAUAUUCAUGUCAUUUUCAUAUUUACUAAGUGUACUAAAUUAUCUGAUUGUACAUGCAAUUAUGAGAAAUAAAACAGAAACAACAUCUUG
Messenger RNA from Megalobrama amblycephala (Wuchang bream), 1977 nucleotides. RefSeq names its product zinc finger protein 43-like. Lineage: Eukaryota; Metazoa; Chordata; Actinopteri; Cypriniformes; Xenocyprididae. The transcript has 3 exons. Bases 491 to 1741 code for a protein of 416 amino acids. The record is from RefSeq and is a predicted model, not a curated record. Gene Ontology annotation, biological process: regulation of cytokine production; regulation of immune system process; negative regulation of transcription by RNA polymerase II.